GAGUGACACCUCUUACCCCGGCUCCACGCUUCUUGCCAUCAUUCGCCGUGUAAUUCAUUAUUAUUAGAACAUCUCCUUUGAAGGAAUCACUAUGUUGUUCAUGGGACAUGUCACCUGCUAUUGUUGUUGUUAUUAUUGUUUCCAGGAACACUGAACAUCGUGAAAUGUGUCAGCUUUCCGAAGUGAGCGUGAAGGGAGCGCACCGGACAGAUUCAAUCGUUUUCCGGGUGGAGUAUUCAUGCGCUCGGAGCAGAAGAUAGUCCGAUGAAUGUGUACACAGACACAUAACAGCAACGAGAUGGCACACUGUCCAGACCCAUGGUUGCCAUGGGUGACAGUCUGUCAUGAUUACAUUGGCCUGAAGUCCUACCAGGUGUCUCCCUCCACAUCUGUUGGAGAUAUCAAACAUCUGUUCUAUGAGGAGACAAACCUGCCUGUCGAAGAGCAAAGCCUGAACCACAAUGGGAAAGUGCUGUCUGACAGUGUGCAGAUCGGGACCUUGGUGCCUCCCGGGAGCUCAGAAGUAUCAGUCUCACUGCAGGGGAGAGGACUUAAAGGAGGGGGGAGGUUUGGACAGACUACACCACCGCUAGUUGAAUUUCUGAAAGAUAUUUUGAGAAGGUACCCUGAAGGUGGACAGAUUCUGAAAGAGUUGAUUCAGAAUGCAGAGGAUGCUGGAGCCACGGAAGUCAAGUUUAUGUACGAUGAGACAGAGUUUGGAGUGGAGUCCCUGUGGUCACCUGAUAUGGCUCAGCAUCAAGGUACGGCGUUGUAUGUCUAUAAUGAUGCUGUGUUCACGGUGGAAGACUGGAAUGGGAUUCAAGAGAUUGCAAGAAGCAGGAAGAGAGAGGAUCCUUUGAAAGUUGGAAGAUUUGGUAUUGGCUUUAACUCUGUGUACCAUAUAACAGAUGUUCCCAGUAUAUUCAGUGGAGACCAGAUCGCCAUGCUAGACCCACAUCAGACCCUUUUUGGGGUGAAUGAGUCGGGUCAGUGUUGGAACCUGAAGACAGACAUCAAAGAGAUUACAGAGCUGGCUGAUCAGUUUGCUCCUUACAUUGGGAUGUUUGGGAGCUCUGAAAAAACCAUCAAGGAUGGCAGCUUUCCUGGAACACUGUUCAGAUUCCCACUUCGAAUGAAACCAUCCCAGCUCAGUGGCAACAUUUACAACAAAGAAAAGGUUUUGGAGCUUUUUGAGUCUUUCAAAGCGGAUGCAGACACAGUGGCUCUCUUCCUCAAGAGUGUUCAGAAGAUUUCCCUGCAUGUGCGGGAGUCGGAUGGCACAGAACGAAUGCUGUUUCAGGUUACAGCAACAGAAAAUACUGAUGAUAAACUUGAAAGACCUAAUGCACUGAAGACUCUGGGUCAAGCCAUAGACAGCUACAGCAAUGGCGUUCCCAGUUCUACCAUCACAUGUGUCACUUACCAGGUCAACAUAGAGACUCAGGAUGAAACAGCCAAAGAGACUCAGAGGAUGACGUGGCUGGUAUGUAAUGGGGUUGGGAGCAGAGGAAUCUGUACAGAACUAGACUCUUUGGCAGACGACUUAAAGUUCAUGCCCACAAUUGGGAUCGCCAUGCCACUUACUGUCAUCGACAAAGACGAUGAAGGUGCCACAUCCGGUUUCUCAGGACGAGCCUUUUGCUUCCUUCCUCUUCCCCCUGGUGAAGAGAGUGAGACAGGGCUUCCAGUUCAUGUCAGCGGCUUCUUUGGCCUUACAGACAACCGUAGGAGUAUCAAGUGGCGAGAAGUUGACCAGUGGAGAGAUCCAGCAGCUCUGUGGAAUGAGCUGCUUAUAAUCACCGUCAUCCCUAGGGCUUACUUUACCCUCAUCACAGAGGCUAUCAAAAGGGUACAGACUAAAAAGGACCAAGACUUUUCAUUGUCCCCCAUAGGAACCUAUGGGGCCUGGCCAGACCCUAAACAGGUCAAGUCCCGCUGGAAACCCAUCCUUCAACCGCUCUUUAAUGAGUUGCUGCAACAGGAGGUCAUUUACUCCCUCAAUGAGAGCUGGAUCAGGGUGGACCAGGCUGUGAUCUCCGAGCUGGACACAGAUGAGGACAUUUCAGAGACUGUGAUCAACUACCUCCAAAGCUCAGGAAUGCAGGUGGCAAAGGUGCCUGCUUCUGUGGACUCGGUCUUAGCUGCCUACACAAGUGAGUCCACUGAAGUGAAUAAAGUGACUCCAUCUUUGCUGCGGCAGGUUAUCAGGAAGUACAAACACAAAGGUCCCACACAGGAGAAACUGUCACUGUUGGAGUUCACACUUAGUGACGGCAAUUACAAUGAUCUCAUAGGACUGGAGCUUCUGCCUCUGCAAGAUGAGACAUUCACAACAUUUUCAUCUUCUGUCAGCGAAAAGGAUGCAAUUUACAUCUCAUCAGAGGAGUUCCCCAGGUCUCUGUAUCCUGGACUUGAGGGUCGGUUCAUCUUGGAAAGUAUAAAACCUUCAGUCAUGGACAGACUGAAGAAAGCAGCUAAAAGUAGAGGAAGACCCUGCACUCAGCUACAAGUGUUGACUCCAGAGCGAUCAGCUCGACUCAUUAAAGAAAUUUUGUCAAUGGCCUGGCCCACUAGAGACUUCAUUGUCCAGUGGGAACCUGGAAACCAAGAGUUGAAGCAUCCAACAGUAUCAUGGUUAAAAAUGGUUUGGAAACAUCUAUACAUAAAUUUUGCUGAUGAACUAAGUACCUUUGAAGACAUGCCUUUGAUCCCACUUGUGCCACUUGAGGAAAACAUGGACAUGGUGAAGCUUGUGCGUCUCAAAACUCCAUCCCCCAUCAUUCUUGUGGAUGAGGAAGAGGCUCCACUUUCUGAAAGCCUUCAAGAUAUAAUGGAAAAGCUUGGAAUCACAGUGGUAAAAAAGCUGGAUCCAUGUUUGCAACACCCUCUUCUGAAGAAUUACAUCCAUCCUUUCUCUCCUGGUAUGCUGCUGCAAAUCAUGGAUAGAUUGCCAACACAACGAUUAGCCAGUCAGGUCUCUUCUUUCUCAGUUAAGGAAAAGAUUGCUCUGAGAAAUUGUCUUGCAGGACUGUCUGAUAUUACAGAAAAAGAAAAACACACCUUACUUGAGCUCUCCAUCUUUGAGAAACUUGGGACCUCUUCUGAAGGUGUCUCAGCAUUCAUAUCAUUGAGAGGAGCCAGGGCAUUGCAUCACAGAGCCAAGUACCCGCCAGAUGUGAAAUUAUCCAUGAACCUUGUGGGUUGUGCUGAUGAAGAGUCAAUCCGCCUUAUUAAGAUGAUGAAUGUAGAACAGGUGAAAACAACCGAAUGUUUGAAGAUAAUUAUUCAUGAUAUUGAGAAGGGGUUCUACAAAACAAAGGAGAUAACAGAAAUCAUGCUUUGGGCACUGAAACAUCUGGCAUUUCUGAAAAAUGAAAACUCAUCUGUAAUUUCAUGGCUUUCCAGUCUUAAAUUUAUUCAGUUGCCAUGCGGAAAGUCAGUUGCCGCCUCAGAUCUCUUUGAUCCAGGGUUAGAGAUUCUGCAGAGUCUUUUCUACAUGGAAGAGAAAGCUAGGUUUCCUACAAAUACCUUCACAUCAUCUCCUGAUAUUCUGCAUUCACUCAGACAGCUAGGACUAAGAAAUGAGGUACAGCUGAGUGAAAAAGAAGUACUCCAAGUGGCAAAGAAGAUAGAGGAACUACAAAACAGUAAGGAACCUGACUGGGACUUCAUUGUCAAAAAGGCAAAAACACUCUUUCAGAUACUAAACAGACAAACCAAACUUGUUAAAUCAGCUGACGCUCAGACAUCAUUGCUUAAGGUGAAAUGGGUACCUGUCUGUAAAGAAAGACCUCCAACAUACCCAAAGUCACUAGCUUGGGUUGGAGAUACUGUUAAUAUUUGUUCUCUGUCAGAGAUGUGUGACAUAUCCCAUGCAGUGCUGGUGGGAUCUUCAGUAGCACUGGUUGAACACACAUCUGCAGGUAUGAAAAAGGCCCUGAAACUAGCAGUAGAUCCCAACAUCGACCAGGUGUUACAGCACUUGAAAGCUGUGAAUGACUGGCACAAAUCUCAAGCAUUUACCACUGAAGACUGGUAUCAGUUCCAACAAAUUCUGUUUGAGAUAUAUGGCUUCAUGCAAGCUCAUCUUGAGGAUGCAAGAGAAGCAAUGAAGUCACUUCCUUUUGACUGGGUAUGGACAGGAAAGACAUUCUCAUCACCUGGCCAAACUGUCUUAAAGCCACUUCCAGAUUUAGAUUUGCAGCCUUAUCUGUAUUCCUUGCCAAAGACAAUUAGAAAGUUUCACAAGCUCUUCAAGUUUUGUGGCUCAGUUGAAGAGGUUGUUCCAAAUCAUGUCUUUGAAGUCAUCAGCAGUAUCCAACAAAAAGCUGAAGGAGAACUGACAAAAGAAGAAAGCAAACACAACAUCUUGCUUUUAAUUAACAUCCUAAGAUGGCUUUACAAUAAUCAGAUACCUGUAGAUAUUGACAUGAAUGUGCCCAUUCUUUGUUACAAGAACCCGAGCAAAUUAGCUAUGAAACCCAUUCAUGAAUGUACCUAUUGUGACAUCAAAGUAGAUGAUUUAAAUGACCUACUUGAGGAUGCUUCAGAACCCAUUAUAUUAGUCCAUGAUGACAUCCCCAUGAAAACUGCAGAGUGGUUGAAGGUUCCAUGUUUGAGCACACGAUUGAUAAAUCCAGAGAACCUUGGAUUUGAACAAUCAGGCCAGCGAGAACCUUUAACAGUGAGAAUAAAGAACAUUCUGGAAGAAUAUCCAUCUGUUGCAGACAUUUUUAAGGAGCUUCUCCAGAAUGCUGAUGAUGCAAGUGCAACAGAGUGUAGUUUCCUCAUUGACAUGAGAAAAAACACAGACAUUCGAGAGAAUCUUCUUGACCCUGGAAUGAUUGUUUGCCAUGGACCCUCCUUGUGGUCAUUCAACAACUCUGUAUUCUCAGACACAGACUUCCUGAACAUCACAAGGUUGGGGGGGUCAGUUAAGAGAUGUGAAGCAGAUAAAGUUGGCAAGUUUGGAUUGGGAUUCAACUCAGUUUAUCACAUCACUGAUAUCCCUAUCAUAAUGAGCAGAGAAUUUAUGAUCAUGUUUGACCCCAAUAUCAAUCACAUCAGCAAACACAUCAGAGAUGCCUCAAAUCCAGGGAUCAAAAUCAACUGGAGCAAACAACAGAAGCGGUUGAGGAAGUUUCCCAAUCAGUUCAAACCAUUUAUUAAUGUCUUCAACUGUCAGCUUCCUCUAGCUCAAGACUCUCCAUACAAAUACAAUGGUACAUUGUUUAGACUCCCUUUCAGAACAGAGCAAGAAGCCACAGUAAGUGAAAUCAGUAGUUUAUACUACAACACCACAGACAUCUACUCCUUGGUUGAUGAGUUCAGCAUCUGUGGUCACCGGUUCAUUCUGUUCACUCAACAUGUUGGAAGUAUGGUCUUAAAAUACCUAAAAUUUGAAGAACCAAAUCCAGCUGGGGCACAAGAUGUUGUUGUAAUCAAUAAAAGUGUUUGGUCAUCCAAAGCCUCAUAUGGACCUCUGAGUAUCCUGAAAUCAGCAGCAAAGGUUAUGAAAAAGGCAGCAAGCACCAGCAAGGUACCUGCUGAUGUUCCAAAGUCUGGCUGCAUCAUACGUGUUAUGGUAGAGGAGUUCCACAACGUGUUCAAACGCAUUGUUGAUCUCCAUUCCCCUUUGUUCAGGGGUUCAGAGGAAGAUCCAAACCAGUACUUUGAGAUGGCUGCUAAAGGUAUUCAGACAAGAAGACUCACUGAUGACAUGCCCCAAAAGGCAGUUGAGGUCACCAACUGGCUCAUUUGCUCAUGCAUGGAUGCAGCAGAAGCACUCAAAUUUUCCCUCAGUGACAGUGGGAAAAGGCUUGGAUUAGUGCCUUGCGGAGGUGUAGCUGUUCUGCUUCAGGAGGAAGAUAAUCGUAAAUGGACAGUAAAGACAAAUACUACACCAAUUGGAGAGGUAUUUUGCUAUUUACCUCUCAGAAUCAAAACUGGCCUACCAGUCCAUAUCAAUGGCUGCUUUGCUGUCACUUCCAACCGCAAAGAGAUCUGGAAGACCGAUACCAAAGGCCAGUGGAACUCUGUGUUCAUGAGACAUGUCAUUGUCCAGGCCUACUUGGCAGCACUCACAAUGCUGCGUUCAAUGGCUGAAAGUGGAGAACUGCUUGAUUACAACUACUAUGCAGCAUGGCCAGAUCCAAGUCAGGUGCAUGAUGACUUCACAUUGAUCAGCCAGGGAGUCUACCAAGAGAUAGCCAAAGGAGGGGACAGUGAACGGGCAAAGGUUUUCUCAGAUGGAAAAACUUGGGUGUCAAUCAAAUUUGUUAGAUUCCUCGAUGAUGCUUUGCUCUGUAGGCCAGACAUUGGCCCUGCUGCUUUCAAGAUAUUCUUGAAAUACCUCAAGAAGAGUGGGUCACAAAACCUCUGUGCUGUUGAGCUGCCUGACUGGGUCAAGGAAGGAUUUGAUGACGCUGGAUGUAAAGGAAAGUUAAUGGAAAACACCCUGACAGAAAAGCAGUUCUUUUCAGAUGUGUUUUUCCCUCACAUACAGGAAAUUGACAAAGAACUUCGAGAUCCUUUGAUGCAUUAUGUCUUGAAUGAGAAACUGGAGGAUUUUGCUUCAAUCCUGAGGGUUACUCCUUGUAUUCCAUGUUCUGGCCCCAAUAAGGAACUGGUUUUGCCCUCUAGACUCAUUCAUCCAGAAGGAAGAGUUGCUAAACUCUACAACACUGAUGAUGGAAGAUUUCCUGAAGGGACCUCCAAAGACUACCUAAACCCUGUGUGUUUAGUGAAGCUUGUGCAGUUAGGCAUGGUAAAGGAUGAUUUGUCAUGGGAAGACCUCAUUGAACGCACUCAGUCUGUGAGUGAUCUUAAUGAGAAUGAUCACACAGCUGCAUGCUUUCGGAGCAGUAUACUACUUAGUCUGGUUGAUGAGAAACUGAAAAUGAAAGACCCAGGAGAUACUGAGCUCUUAGAAAAGCUACAAGACAUCAAGUUUCUUCCAUUCCUGACAAGACCUGCAGGGUUCUCACUACCAUGGCAUGGAAAUGACUUUUCCCCAUCAACUAUGUUUUCUGCAAGGGAACUCUUCACAACUGAAUAUCAGGACACAGUAUGCUUGAUAAAGCCAAUCUUGAAUGAGAACUCCCCAUCUUUCAAAGGCUGUGGUGCAAUGUCCUUGGCAGUAAAAGACUGUCUUGGUCUAAUAAGAAAGCCCUCAGUUGGACUGGUCAUCAGGCAACUCAAGAAACUGUCUCAGUCAUUUGAUGGUGUCACCCUGUAUCAAGAAAACAUAACAAAUGCCUGUUACAAGUAUCUACAUGAGGAGAUGCUACAGGAUGAGAGUGCAAAGGAACAAAUUACUGAGGAACUGAAAACCUUCAACUCCAUACUCGUUGAAAACACAUAUGUAAAUCCCUGCAAAGUUGCAUUCUACUUGAAUUUUGAUGCAGCUCCACAUCUUUACCAGCUCCCCAACAAAUACAAAAACAGCUGUCGUGAGCUCUUUGAAAAUGUUGGGGUACAGCCAAGCUUCACAGUAGAAAAUUUCUCUGCAAUUCUUGAAAUUGUGAAGGAACAAUGUGGACGAAAGGCAUUGACUGAAGAGAAUUUCCAACUAAGUCGCAGAAUUAUCAGUGAAGGAAUAUGGAGCUUGAUACGAGACAAAAAUCAAGAGUUUUGCCAAGCAAAAUAUGGUGGAAUUCUUCUACCUGACUCAAGUCUGACAUUGCAGCCAUCAAAGUCACUGUGCUACAAUGACUGCCCUUGGAUUAAGGUGAGAGACUCCUCUGUGAAAUACUGUCAUGGAGAUAUUCCAAGAGAGGUUGCAGUUAAAUUAGGUGCAGUCCCAAAACGUCACAAAGCCCUAGAGAGAUAUGCCUCAAAUGUCUGCUUCACUCGACUUGGCAGUGAGUUUGGACAGAAAGAAAAACUCACAAGCAGAAUUAAAAGUAUUCUCAAUGCUUAUCCAUCUGAAAAGGAAAUGCUAAAAGAGCUGCUUCAAAAUGCUGAUGAUGCCAAAGCUACAGAAAUUUACUUUGUUUUUGAUCCAAGGACACACCCCGCCGACAGAAUAUUUGAUGAUAAAUGGAUUCCUAUGCAAGGUCCUGCACUCUGUGUUUACAAUAACCAGCCUUUCACAGAGGAUGAUAUCAGAGGCAUACAGAACCUUGGAAGAGGAACAAAAGAAGCCAAUCCAGGGAAAACUGGUCAGUAUGGCAUUGGAUUCAACUCUGUCUAUCACAUCACUGACUGCCCCUCCUUCAUCUCAAACAAUGACAUUUUGUGCAUCUUUGAUCCACAUGCACAAUAUGCACCUGGUGCUACGUCUGUGAGCCCUGGGAGAAUGUUUCGAGAUUUGGACUCUGACUUCAGAUCACAAUUUACAGAUGUUCUUAAUCUCUACCUGGGAGCUCAUUUUAAGUUAGAGCGCAGCACAAUGUUCAGAUUUCCUAUUCGCUCUACAGACAUGGCAAAGACAUCAGAGAUAAGUUCAGUUCCAGCAUCAGACAGAAUGGUACAAAACCUUCUGGACAAGCUAAAAACAGAUGGUGCAGAACUUCUCAUGUUCCUGAACCACAUGGAGAAAAUAUCAAUCUGUGAAAUUGAAAAUGCAACCGGAGAACUGAAAGUCUUGUAUUCAGUGACAGCCAAAAUAACAGAUGGCGAUCGGUUAAAACGCAAACAGUUUCAUGCCUCAGUGAUUGAUAGUGUGACCAAAAAAAAACUGCUCACUGCUAUUCCCGCCCAACAGAUAACCUACACAAUGGACAUAGAGGACACUGAUGGGAACCUGACCACAUGGAUGAUCUGCAACCGAUCUGGCUUCCCAAACAUAGAAAAUGUCUCAAAAGGUGUCAUCUCAGCUCACAAAAAUGAAGACAUAACACUGUUUCCACGUGGAGGUGUAGCUGCAUGUGUAAGCCACAACUACAAAAAACCCCACAGAGCUUUCUGCUUUCUGCCUCUGUCAUUAGAAACUGGCUUGCCAUUUCAUGUCAAUGGGCAUUUUGCUCUUGACUCUGCCAGAAGAAACCUGUGGAGAGAUGACAAUGGAGUGGGUGUAAGGAGUGAUUGGAACAACAACUUGAUGACAUCACUCAUAGCCCCUGCUUGUGUGGAAUUGCUAAUUCAGCUGAAGAGACGAUAUUUCCCAGGUCCUGAUCCCACCAUGACUGUACUACAAGGAACACCACUUCAUGUUGUUAAAGAUACUAUACGCAAAUAUCUUUACUUCUUCCCAGUCAACAGACUUGACAUACAACCAGACUGGUACUGCCUGGUUAGAGCAGUGUACCAGUGUUUUCAUGCAGACCUGAAACGUCUUUUGCCUGUUGUCAGGGCACCACACAGUGACAACUCUGACAUGCACUCGGUCAUCUACAUUUCUUGGGUGAAUACAUCCACAGCAAACAAAGGCAGAGCGUUUUUUGACAAUCUGCUACAAGAUGAGCUUCAGCAUCUGAAAAACACAGAGUAUAACCUCACCUCAAGGAAAUCUGUUGCUGAAAAUGUUUACAGGUUAAAAACCUUGCUUUUGGAUAUUGGUUUCAACCUGGUUCACAGCUGUGAUGAGUCAGCAAACCUUUACUUCAGUUUGGAAGAUGCAGGAAUACCAGUAAAGUAUGUUACACCAGAGGAUGUGCGCAGCUUUCUUCAUACAUUCUCAUCACCAGACACAUCUUGCCAUGUUGGAAAACUCCCCUGCCGUCUCCAACAGUCAAACUUCAAGCUUAUUCAUAACUUAAAGCUUCUGGUUGACUACUGCUUUAAAGACAUUGAGGAGAAUGAAUGUAAAAUUGAGGGAUUGCCUUUGCUGAUAACAAUGGACAACAUGCUUCAGGUGUUUGAGUCUAAGAGACCAAAGUUCCUUACAUCAUAUCAUGAACUAAUCCCAUCAAGGAAAGAAAUGUUCAUGAAUGCAUUGUACAUCAAGUACAACAACAUCUUAUCAAAGGCAGGGGCUGCAAAGACAUUUGAUAUAAGCAGCUUUGGUGACCUACUUGGGUCUGUUCUUCCCAGAGAGUAUCGAACAAAAACUCCCAUAAAGUGGAGAGACACCUUUGCCAGUGAGUCUUGGCUAAAGAAUACAUGGAACUUCAUCAGUGAGAACACUGCAUUGAAAGAGGAUCAGGCAGGUAUCAAACCUAGUUUCGACACAGUGCUGGACAUUCUGAAAGACUGGGCGUUACUACCUGGAACCAAAUUCAUGGCAAGAGAAAAGCUAGUCAUCCCUGAGCAUGAUGUGCUUUUACCCCUAAGUUUGAUGAGCAUAGCCAUAUUUCCACAAGGCCAAAAUGACAAAGUCUUUCACACACUAAUGAAAGCAGGGUGCAUUCAGCUGGCUGUCAACAAAAUAUGUGUCAAAGAGAAUCCCAUCUUGCCCUUUCUGGCACAACACACAGCAAACAUUGAACAUCCGCCAAGUGUCUUGAAAGCUCUGGAAUAUAUGAUUCAAACAAGUGCAUUUAGAGCAGCAAACCUGACUGAGAAGGACUGUGAGGCUCUCCUCUUGUACUUCAACUGUAACCUUGCUAACCUCACUCAACAGGAUGCACAGAGCCUAAAACUUCUCCCAUGCUUUAAAUCUGUCAGUGGAAGAUACAUUAGCAUUGCAAACUAUGCAUCAAACUAUGUUCUUGCAAAAAGCAUUCCAUCUGCAGACAUAGACAAAUGGGCUCACACAGCCUCUUUUGGUUUUCUUGCUGACAGUCCACAACUAAAGGAACUGUAUACCUUCCUUGGUUGCGUGCCAAUUGACGACUUGGAAAUCUACCUUCAGCAUCUGCUUCCAAAGUUUGACACUCUUUCCUAUGAUGCAAAAGCUGAACACAUUGUCUAUUUGAAAGACAGACUCUUGUCAAUGGAAGAAUCAUCUGAGAUGAAGGAUCAAAUCUAUGAGAAGUUGGAGGGACUGUCAUUCAUCUAUGAUUACUCAAACAGGCUCAGGCCAGCAAAGUUUUUCUAUGAUGAGACAGUGAAUGUGUUUGAGGUUAUGCUACCUGCAAAGUCAUUCAUACCAAGGGACUUCUUCAAGAAAGUUGAACAAGUGUCAAAACCCAAGAAUGGGACACUGUUGUUAUCCUCAUGGAUAACCUUCCUCAGAAACAUUGGUCUUAAGCAUGAAGUUUCACAGCAGCAGAUUCUUCAGUUUGCAAAAGAGGUUAGCAUCAAAGCCCAAACAGAGAGCUGGACCAAAGAAAAAGUGCAAACAACUGUUGAUGUUCUCCUAAACCACAUCUUCACAGAGAGGAUAGAUCUGUUCCAAGGUACCUUUCUCAAAGAGCUUUCAAUGAUUCCAUUCCUGUGUCCUGAGAGAGCCCCAAAAGAACUGAUUAAGCUUCACUCACAGUACCAAGAGAUGGGUGGAACACUUCCUCUGAUUCGUUUCAGUGGGUCUCAAGUAAAUCCAAAAUUCAAGCAAACAGAUAUAAUCAAUUUGCUUUGGACAUCUUGCCCAAUUCUCCCUGAAAAAGCAACACCAUCAAGUAUAAAGGAACAAGAGGAGAGCUCUCUCACUGGACAGGAACAACUUGACCAAGUACUGAACAUGUUAGGUGUCAACCUUGACCCACCAUUGGAGAAAGUCAUUAGCAACUGCAAGAACAUCUGCAACAUAUCCAAUCCAGAUGAUGAAAUGGUGAAAACACGUAACAAAGUUUUAAGGUCCACCUAUGAGUUCCUCAAUGCAGAAAAAAGAGAAUUUCGUUAUCAGCUUCGUGGAGUGGGUUUUGUUAUAGUGGAAGAUGGAUGGAAACUGCUUAAACCUGAGGAGGUUGUCAUUAAUCUGGAUAAUGAAUCAGAUUUCAAACCUUACUUGUACAAGUUACCUCUAGAACUUGGUACUUUUCAUCAGCUGUUCAAGCUUCUUGGAACAGAAGAUGUUGUGUCAACCAAACAGUAUGUUGAAGUGCUGCUACGAAUUUACAGAAGUUCAGAGGGCAAACAACUUGACCCAAAUGAAAUGCGAACUGUAAAAAGGGCUGUUUCUGGAUUGUUUAAGUCUCUCCAUAAUGAUCCAGUUGAAAUUCGCAAAGACCUUGAGAAUCUCAGAGAUUUGACGUUUUAUCUGCCCAGCCAUGAUGGUAGAUUAGCAAAAUCAAAUAGCUUAGUGUUUGAUGAUGCCCCACACUACAAGAGCCGAAUCCACGGUAAUGUUGGUGUUCAAAUGCUUGUUGACAUGAGCCAGUGCUACCUAGGUAAAGAUCAUGCUUUCCACACAAAGCUGAUAAUGUUGCUUCCACAGAAACUAAGGCCAAGAUUGCUAAGCAGCAUCCUUGAAGAACAACUUGAUGAGGAUUCUCCAAAAAUGUGCCAGUUUGGUGCUCUUUGUUCACUUCAAGGCCGCCUGCAGUUGUUGCUGUCAUCAGAACAGUUCAUUACAGGACUCAUCAGAAUAAUGAAACAUGAAAAUGAUAAUGCCUACCUUGUUAAUGAGGAAAAAGCCAUACGUCUCUGCAAGGCACUCUGUGAAGGUCUGAAAGUGUCUUGUUUUGAGAAACUCCAAACCACAUUAAGAGUGAAAGGCUGUAGUCCCAUUCCACACAGCCGCAGUGAAACUCUGGCCUUUAAGAGGUAUGGGACAGCUGUGAUUCACCUUUACAUCCAACACUCAGAUAGCAAGGACAUUAAUUUUCUCUUAGCAUUGGCUAUGACAUUGAAGUCUGCCACAGAUAAUUUGAUUUCUGACACAUCCUACCUUAUUGCUAUGUUGGGCUGCAAUGACAUCUACAGAAUCACAGAAAAGUUGGACAACCUUGGGGUAAAGUAUGACUCAACAGAGCCUUCAAAACUUGAGCUCCCCCUCCCUGGAACCCCAAUACCUGCUGAGAUACACCACACACUCCUCAUGGAUCCCAUGAAUGUUUUUUAUCCAGGGGAAUACGUGGGUUACCUUGUAGACUCUGAAGGUGGAGAUAUUUACGGGUCAUAUCAACCUACCUACACAUAUGCCAUCAUUGUUCAGGAAGUAGAAAGAGAAGAGGAGGAAAACACAAAUUUCCUUGGGAAGUACUUUCAGAUUGACAUUGGUUACAGUGAGUAUAAAAUAGUCAGCUCCCUUGACUUGUACAAAUUUUCAAGACAAGAUGAAAGCACCCAUGUGCGAGACACCAGUGUUCCAUCGCCGCCUACAAGUCCUGACAGUCGUUCCACUGGCCUUCGAAUGGUCCCUCCUCUUUUUGCUGGCAAAGAAAAUCAGAGACCACCUGCUCAAAAACAAUCACCAAAAAAGCUCAAGCUUCAUGCAUUGCCAGAGAUUCUGAAAGAAGUGACCUUAGUUGUUGAGCAGGCAUGGAAGCUUUCUGAAACAGAGAGAAAAAAGAUAAUCCGCCGAUUGUAUCUCAAGUGGCAUCCAGACAAAAAUGCUGAGAAUCUGGAUAUUGCUACUGAGGUCUUCAAGCAUUUACAGAACGAGAUCAACCGGAUGGAGAAACAAACUUUGGCUGAUCAACAUAACACAGACAGAGCUUCCAGGAGAUCCUUCUCUACAUCAACACGCUUCCAGUCUGAGAAGUUCUCAUUUCAAAGGUUUUAUUCAUCAUGGAACCAAGAAGCAACGAGUCAUAGAUCAGAGAGGCAACAGUUCAGGGAACAUUACUCAAGCCAAGCAGGUUCAUCGCACUCUCACCGUUUCUUUGUGCCCCCCACAUUCAAGACAGUCGGAAACCCUGUGGAAGCCCGCAGGUGGCUGAGACAAGCCCGAGCUAACUACUCUGCUGCUCGGAAUGAUCUUCAUAAAAAUGCCAAUGAGUGGGUCUGUUUCAAAUGCUACCUGGCCACCAAACUUGCACUGAUAGCUGCUGACUAUGCAGUGAGAGGAAAGUCAGAUAAAGAUGUGAAACCAACAGCUCUGGCACAAAAGGUGGAGGAAUAUAAUGCCCACUUAGCAGGACUUGCCAGUGAUGUUCAGAUCCUGGAGGGUUAUGGUGUGGACAGCCUGAGAACUCGCUAUCCGGAUCUGCUGCCAUUUCCACAGAUCCCUAAUGACAGAUUCACAUCCGAAGUGGCAAUGAGAGUGAUGGAGUGCACUGCCCGGAUUAUCAUAAAGCUUGAAACCUUUGUGCAGCAAAAAAUAUAACACUGUUGUUAAAGAUGACUAAAGGUUAUUUCACUUAACUACAGUAUGCAUAAGUCCUUUGUGGAAUAGAGGACGUCUGUGGCAGAGUGCAAUACAGAUCUUAAUCAUCAGUUUGAGUAACACUGAAGCAUACAGCUGGCAGCUUAUGGUACAUUAUGCAGUUUCAACUUGCAAUGGUGGUGCUGUGGCCCAUGCACAGUAAAUAAAUCUGUCAUUACCUAUUAGGCUGUUUCAGAAUUGAUUUGCUCAAAUAUAUAAAAAAUGCUGUAUGCUGUACAUACAAAUGCCUCAGCAAUAUGUUUUGUUUACCAAAGUCCCCACACUGAAUAUAUUUGUUCUGAGUUUGAUUUAAAAGAAAUAUGCUGCUUUUUUUACUUUAUCUUUUAUAAAAAAUAAUCUAUUUUCUUGCUACAGAAGACAUGCUGAAAAAGCUUUCAGGAUGCGCUUAGUACAGAAAUACAAAGUCUACUAUUGUCAAAUAUUGCAAUUACUGUCAUGCAAUGUGCCCUAUUUGCAAGAUUUCAGCAAGUCAAAGAAAUUUCAAUCAUGUUUGUACAUUUUCUUUUUUGUAUUUUUAGUGUUAAUUUCAUAUCAUUUCUGUACAAUUUGUAAAUUUUAUGUAACAUAGUCAGUCUCUUGUUUAUGGAAGCACUUUUUUUAACCUUGUCAUAUACUUGCACUUGUAGAGCGCUUUUGUCACCCCAGCAACACAGGACAAUUCAACUGUGAAUGUAAAAAUUUCAUACCAGUAUGUUCAUUUACACCAGUUUGGAUUUUUUUUUUUUUUUUAAAUUGGGGAUGCAUUCUUUUAUCAUAGCUGUGGUAUAUGUUUGUCGUUCUCUAUACAGUAACAUUUGACUAACAUUUUGCUUCACUGACCAUAUAAACCAUGACUACUUGGGGGCCCUAUCUAGUCUCCUGCUUUGAUUAAUACAAAUUUGGAUAGGACAGCUUUUACUGAAACAACUCUCAAAGUUGUUUGCUUUGACAGUGAUGGCUUGUUUGACAGAACUGUAGUUGGUCAUCUUGAUAAAAUAGAGAGCUACAUGCCAUUACCAGGGAACAACCCUUUUCAUGACAGACUUUGCAAGCAUGAAACCAUAUUUACAUAUUUUUUACUUUCCCGGUUUAAGUAAACUGUAAUAGCACCAAACGUCGGUGCUCAUGUGUUUUUACUGCAUUACUGACUUUGUUUUACCAUCGAUCUGAGCACUGUUUUUACAGCAACCACAUUAUAUAUGUAUUUUACACAUAAUUUGAACUGUGCUUCAUGACAUCUGGUUUUCUCCUUACAUCAGCUGAGAAAAAUGUCCUUGUAUAAAUCUUGAGAACUUGUGUAUCACUUCCAUGUUGAUGUACAUUGUGCCAUAGGAAGGCCCAAUAAAUCCCCCUUAAAUUCUA
Sphaeramia orbicularis (orbiculate cardinalfish) is the source of this 15433-nucleotide messenger RNA. RefSeq names its product sacsin molecular chaperone (gene sacs). The record is from RefSeq and is a predicted model, not a curated record. Gene Ontology annotation, molecular function: Hsp70 protein binding. Lineage: Eukaryota; Metazoa; Chordata; Actinopteri; Kurtiformes; Apogonidae.